This is a messenger RNA of Seminavis robusta, 1302 nucleotides long. Lineage: Eukaryota; Bacillariophyta; Bacillariophyceae; Naviculales; Naviculaceae. The record is from the annotation of a GenBank genome assembly.
AUGAGGAAGGCUACAGAUCCUAAAGCAGUUGGAGGAGAAUCGACCAAGACGAGGAAGGCUCCCGAUCCUCCCGCGAGACAAUCGACAUUCAAUGAGCGCCAGACAAAUGGUGCUGCUGUAACGACGACAACAACGCAAAAGGAACAACCAUCGAGCAGGACGAGGUUUAGCCGAUCUACGGUGAUUAAGGUCCUUGUGUUUCUAUCAAUUCCACCCGUCAUGUACAACUUUGUGGAGAUUAGUGAAUUUUCCGGCAAUCUGUUUGAGUCAUUUGGUGUGAAAAAGAGUGCCGAAGCAAGAGAAUUGGAAGGGGGGCAUACUGUGGUCAAGGUGACGGAUAGCCAUCAUGGUGUCUUGUUGACCAAGAGGCCACCAAAGACACCAAGCCCUACAGAACUGAACUUCCAAGACAAAAUUGACAUCCCAGACAAUACAAACUUCCCACUGAUUCCUGUGAUUGACUACAACUACGAGCAUGACUUUGUCCAGUACCGAGACCACCGAAACAGAUUUGCUCUGCCUGAAUGGCUGGAUGAAUUCUUAAAGACACAGCCUGCCAAUAAUCCACAAGCCCAUCAUGAAAUGCUCACCAAUCCAGACAACAAAUUCAUUGUCAUUACCUGUUACAAACAUUCCAAUAACAAACUAGAAGACUGUGGUGGGUUUUCUGAUCGAUUGGCACUAAUGCCGUACCAGCUUUGGUUGGCACACAAAACAGGACGCAAAUUCUUGAUCAAGUACUACAAACCACUCCCACUCGAAGAAUUCUUGGUACCACCACCAGAUGGUUUUGAUUGGCGCCUACCAGAUGGAUAUUUGAUGGAUGAAUGGUACGAAUAUGGCAAUCGCACGGCAAACCAAUACAAGGGCGAACGGCGAGUUGCCUGGCACACCAGAAUAGAAGAGGACAAAUGGAAAGACAAAAAAGUCAUUUUCAUGAAUUCCAAUUUGGCCAUUCCUGCAGUGCAACCACGACAAGACGAGCUGGUAGGGACACCAGCAGAUGACCUCUGGCCAGCACUCUUUCGACGUCUCUUUCAACCUUCCCCUGGAGUGGCCAAGUCCCUGUCACCUCUCACCAAAAAACUAAAGGCAGGGAUGUAUGCUGUGGCACACGUUAGAGCAAAGUGGCCCAAUCCAGCCUUUGGUAGACUCAAUUACAAGAAUCAAAAAUGGUGGAAGGCAGAUAAAGAAGGUGGUGAAUUAGACAUGGAGGAUACCAACACCAGUCGCAUUAUUUCCACCUUGGCCAACCAUGCGGUUGAAUGUGCUGUCCGGGUCAUGCCAGAAACGGAAUACGUG